CCGCCUGCUUUCCCGUGACGACGCCACCUUCCCAUCCUUGAUCUUCCUUUCCCCUCGCAUUAAUGGCCGCCUCCCCUCCCUAUCCCCUUCGUCGUCGUCUCGCCCCAGGACUCCCUCCCCCUCCUGCUGCUUGACCCACAAGGUUUCUCCACCCUUCCCUUAUCCCCUGCCUCGUCCCCUCCUCCCCCUUGGGCUGCCGCUGCUGCUGCUAUAUAUAUGGGCGCGCGAUCCCGACCCUAUUCGUAGCAUGCUCCGGAUUGAUCGAGCUUGGCCGUGGUAAUGGAUUCGGUGCCUUCUUCCUCCUCUCCCUGGGCCGCCGCCGCUCCCUGCUGCCCCUUCGACGCGCUGCGGAGGGCGUGCGCCAGGCACGCCGCCGCCGCCGCCAGGGCCGCCGGCUGGGUGCUCGGCGCGCUGCUCACCUGCGUCUUCGCCGUCGUGGGCUCACUCGUUGGGAUCUUCAUUGGUGCCUUCAUGGGGAUGUCCACGGAAAGCGGUAUGCUCCGCGGGGCUGGCGUUGGGGCAGUCUCCGGCGCAGUAUUCUCCAUCGAGGCUGUUGAAUCCUGCAUCGAGAUUUGGAGGUCCAGCCAUUCAGGAAAAUACAGCAUUCUCUUUGUGCUGGACAUCAUCUCUAGCCUCUUCAGCGGAAGAAUUGUGUGGGAGAAAGUCAGUCCAGCACUGCAGCGUGCCGUGCAAAGCCAGAUGAGUCUACUGAGCACACCAUUCAUCGACAACAAUGACCUUUUUGAAACUGGCAGCACAGGAGGCAUGUCAAGGGAUUUGAUUGACAGGAUCCCAAAGAUGAGGUUCAGUGCUGCAAGCAAUUGUGAUCAGGAAACUGAUAGCAGCUGCUGCUCAGUCUGCCUUCAGGAUUUUGGAGCACAACAAUUUGUGAGGGCCCUGCCUCAAUGCCAACACCUAUUCCAUGUGUGGUGCAUUGACAAUUGGCUCCUUAGGCACGCGUCUUGCCCACUAUGUCGGGCUGGUGUUCAUAUAGACCAUAUACAUAUGUAAAUAAACUUGCAGGGUGGCACCUGGUGUAUUUUCAUAGUGAAUACCCGUGCACCUGUUUGAUAUCAUAAAUAUAGCUGUAUACAUAGGUUUUCACUUUUUGUUACUUCUCCGGUCUUAUGUGAGGCUAUGCUUUCAGCUGCACGUUUUUGUCAAAGUAAUAACAUGAUAUGGACCGACUAACAAGCUCCCUAAA
This is a messenger RNA of Panicum virgatum (switchgrass), 1204 nucleotides long. Its product is annotated as NEP1-interacting protein 2-like. NCBI's taxonomy places the organism in Eukaryota, Viridiplantae, Streptophyta, Magnoliopsida, Poales, Poaceae. Bases 280 to 1011 code for a protein of 243 amino acids. The record is from RefSeq and is a predicted model, not a curated record. The transcript has 5 exons.